Oncorhynchus keta (chum salmon) is the source of this 9092-nucleotide messenger RNA. Its product is annotated as ubiquitin carboxyl-terminal hydrolase 43-like. Gene Ontology annotation, molecular function: cysteine-type deubiquitinase activity. Gene Ontology annotation, biological process: protein deubiquitination. The record is from RefSeq and is a predicted model, not a curated record. Lineage: Eukaryota; Metazoa; Chordata; Actinopteri; Salmoniformes; Salmonidae. The coding region runs from base 380 to 4231 and encodes 1283 amino acids. The transcript has 16 exons.
UCCGAGCGCUGCAGGAGGGAGAGAGAGAUAAAGACCGCCAGCUGUUUGUGCUCGAGCACCGUGUCAACGACGGGGAAGUAUUGAGCCGAGGAUCAUGGAGUUGAAGACAACUCACCUACAUAGUGGUUACUGGUUACAGGUGCCUGCUGCUUCACCAUUUUACCAGCGAAACAGUAUGACAAGGGCGCGCCGAGACCUGGCGGUAAUUACCGGAAUGUCUGAGGGACAUUGUUUAGUCAUGUGCCUAAACCACCGUAUUGUCUAUUAGCGGAGACCGGAGUGGUUUCGAGAGGAGGAGGUGUAAGGUCUGACAGGGAGUCUAUUGCUUCAGUAGUUGUUUCGUUUUCAUUUCUUGUUACCUGGUAAAUAACCAACCACCAUGGAUAACCACAAGGAGAGUAAGACGAGGAAACAGUCAAUGAAAACCAAAUCUACAAAACGCAAAGAGAAGAAAUACAAAGCCGGGAAGCUUUUCAGGAGGAAAUCGUUGAAGUCCGUUGGGAAUUUUAUGAGCAGGAUACUGAAAACUUUGGGAACUUUGGCACACUUUGGCGACGUCGAGCCACCUGACGGCGAGGAUGAUGAUGGCGGGUUCAGAGACAGCGCCGCGUGCACGUUGAGUGCCAACUCAGGGAAUUUUAAUAAAGAUGAACUUCGGGUCUCGAGGGAGAUUAAGGUGAAGAAGAGCGCUUCAACUUUGUCUUCUCAUGGAUCUAUAAAAGACAGGCUGUCGUGGUGCUAUGGCGACAAAACUCCUGGAGUCCUUGGGUUGAAGAAUCAUGGAAACACUUGUUUCAUGAAUGCGGUGGUUCAGUGCCUCAGUAAUACGGACCUGCUGGCCGAGUACCUUGGUUUGGAACAAUACAAGUCUGAUUUGUGUCAGGGGAGAGUAAACGGAAUUGUAAAAAACGAGGACGCGCAACUUGCCAGGGGUGAGGUGACCACACAGUUGGCAUCCUUGGUGCGGGCGCUUUGGACCCUUGAAUAUACACCUCAACUGUCCGUGGAAUUCAAGAGUAUUGUGUCCAAGUACGGCUCUCAGUUCAGAGGGAACUCUCAGCACGAUGCCCUGGAGUUCCUGCUCUGGCUCCUGGACCGGGUCCAUGAGGAUGCCAACCCCACCACCAACAACAACCACAGCAGCAGCAAGACCAAUGCCAACGGAAAGGGCCUGCUGGGUGGAGCGGAGGAGAGCCCUGUCUCCGGCCCAGCAGCAGCACAUCAGCCUAGGAUGCGGCACAGCUUCGUCCAGGACCACUUUCAGGCACAGUACAGGUCCUCCCUGACAUGUCCACAUUGCCUUAAACAGAGCAACACCUUUGACCCCUUCCUCUGCAUCUCACUGCCCAUUCCCCUGCGGCAAACCAGGUGUAUGAGUGUGACGCUGGUGUUCAGUACGAAGGGUCAGAGGUAUCUACGUGUUGGUCUGGCUGUGCCUCUUAUCGGCUCCAUCUCCUGCCUGCGUUCCAUGGUUGCUGAGGAGGGCAAGACCACGCCAGACCAGGUGGUCCUGUCAGAGCUCUAUGCCACCGGCUUCCAGCGUUCGUUCUCUGACGACGACGAUCUGACCAGCGUUGCUGAGAGUGAUGUGGUCUAUGCCUUCCAGGCUCCGCCCCUCCACAGACGGGGAGGCUCCACGCGAAUGUCGGGCUUCCACCACAGCCUCCCAUCCUCGCCGUACACCUCAGGGCCAGAGGGUCAAAGGUUACCCCCAUCGACCACUCUGUCCUCAGAGUUUCUGAACCACGGUGGCUCCACUAAGGUCCUCCUCGUAAUCUGCAACACGGCAGGCUCCGGCCAGCAGGCUGUCAGGUUCGGCCCUCCCUUCCUCAUGAGAGAGGAGCGUACCCUGUCCUGGGACCAGCUCCAGCAGAGUAUCCUCAGCAAGCUCUAUUACCUGAUGCUGAACGGAUCACAGGCUCAGAAUGCAGGGUUGCUGUUCAAGGUCAGAGUGGUGGGAGGAUCUGCCUCCUACAGCUACCUGUCCCCACAAGAUGGAUGCCCUCUCUUCCACCCUGCCGUGGACAGAGCCCUGAAGUUAUGUGGCCCAGGAGGACCACCCCACGUGAAGCUGGUGAUUGAGUGGGAACACAAGAUCAAAGAAUGUCUGUUUGGUAACAUCCAGGAGGAGGUGGUGAAGGACUCAGAGAGUGUGAGAGUCCAGCAGCAGCAGCACCUGCAGCAGCACAGCUGUACCCUGGACGAGUGCUUUCAGCUCUACACCAAAGAGGAACAGCUGGCCCCAGACGACGCAUGGAAGUGUCCCCACUGUAAGCAGCUCCAGCAGGGCAUGGUGAAGAUGUCCCUGUGGACCCUCCCCGACAUCCUCAUCCUCCACCUCAAACGCUUCCGACAGGUGGGCGAGCGGCGCAACAAGCUGUCCACCCAGGUGCGCUUCCCCCUGGCCGGGUUGGACAUGGCCCCCCACGUGGUGAAGAGGUCCCAGAGCAUGAGGAACCUGGGGGACCUGGGACCCUGGCCCCCCACAUGGAAACAGCCUGAAGGCAGCAGUCAUCAUAUUAGUCACCCAGACAUGGCCCUGCCUCCUGACUUCCUCUAUGACCUCUAUGCAGUGUGUAACCACCAUGGUGGGAUGCACGGCGGACAUUACACAGCGUACUGCAGGAACUCAGUGGACGGCCAGUGGUACAGCUAUGACGACAGCAGUGUGGACCUGGUGCCUGAGGAGGAGGUGUGUACCAGGGGGGCCUACAUACUGUUCUACCAGAGACGUAACGUCAUCCCCCCCUGGUCCGCCAGCAGCUCAAUCAGAGGCUCCACCAGUUCCUCCAUGUCGGACCACUGGCUGGUCCGUCUGAAUGGGGACAGUAAGAGGGGUAGUCUGGUGUCCCGCUCCUCCACCACCUGCCCCUCCUCUGUCCAUGACUCCCCGGAGUCCCCCGUCUUCCUUGAUGACCCGCCCAGAGAGGAGGAAGGUGAGGGGCCUGGGAAACAUGAGAUGCAUGGUAAACCAAAGAAAGGUGGUUUUGAGACCAGGCCAUUUGUACGGGGCAUCCAGGGUCGUAGCGUCAGCAUGAGGACCCCCACUAAGAACAAAGAGACACUGAACAAGGUCUUUCCGCUACGCUGGUCGUUCGGCUCCAAGGACCGCCAAAAUAUUGCAGCUGAGGCCGCCCCUGCUCCCAUCCCCACCCCUGCCCCUGUGGAACUGGUGGAGUACCUAGAGUCUGGAAGAAGACCUCGCUGCACCAAGGACUCUAUAGUCAAUUUAAUGACGGGCUCUGAGAGCCGGAAGGGUCCUGCCAUCAGCUCCCCCAGUGUGGGAGGUAGCCUGAACUGCAUGGGACAAUCAGAGUCUCCGCAGAUGCCAGAGGGCCAGAGAAGACCAGUCACAGACAAGACAGGGAGUCUGAGACGAAGUAGCAAAGGGUCCCAUCAGCAGCAGAGAGACCAGGGGGACCAGAGAGACCAGAGAGACCAGGGGGACCAGAGAGACCAGAGGGACGAGGGUAGGAUGGGCAGUAGUAGUAGUACUAACACUCUGACCAGGAGGAAUACCAAGAAGAGUAAGGAGAAGGACCAGGGAAAGCCCCAAGAGGCCCCAUCUAGGAGGGGGUCUAGUGCAGGCGUCCAGUCCAGCUCCAGCACCCACAGCCUCAGAGACAGAGACUGGGAAGGCACCCUGAGGAGAGGGGCCAAGGGCCACCAGGACCCACCACCAAGGGACUGUCUGGUACCACCCGAGGGAGAAAAGAGAAGGAAGGGUGAGAAGGUAGAGGAGGCCUCCAAGAGCCACGAGGGGCUGCUGUCUUUCUUCAAAAGCAACUUCAAGAAGAAGGACAAGGAGUCGUCAUCGUCUCGCAAGUCCGACUCUGGAAAAGUUGGUGACGUCGGCGGGUCCAGCACCUCCCAGCUGUCCCUGUCCAGUGGAGCCCCAGGCGGGGCCACGAAGACGGGGGAGGCGAAAUCCAACGGAGCCCCCCGCAACGGGAGUGCCAAUCAUCUCGGAGACGAGCUACCCAACGGUAAAGCCAGACGCGCCGCUGCUGCCCAUAUCAAGCGCUCUCAGAGCUCAUCCAACAUCCCCAGCAAGGAGGAGUCUAGCAUGCGAAGGACCGCCUCUUUACACCGCAAAGGGCUGUCCCAUGACGUGGCUCCGCCCCCUCGCAGCCUCACAGCAGAGACGCCCUCCUACGGUACCCUGCAGAGGACUCGCUAUAGUACCAACUCAUUGGGACGCAAGAGGACGGUCCCCGAGUCCAGCUUUUAGCUGACAUACACACACACCCUGACACACACGAACCAGGGUCGUUUUCACUAGGCACCAAACAGAAGAAAUGGACUGAACAGGGAGGGAUUAUCUUCCUUUGUCGAGUAAGAAAUGCUAUGUUUUCUACAUUUUGCUACAUUGACUUUGUGCACUAAUCAAUCUGACCUUGAUCAAAGCAAUGGAGCUCCACUGGAAGGAUACUCCUGUAGCACAGAAACACAGGUAUGUGAAAACCACACAAGGUGGCGUGGAGGGGUGUAGCGUCAGUGAAAGAGCCAUUCACAGGGCCAAGGAGAACAUUUAGGAAAGGUGACACAAAGUAACAUAAACAAAAUGUCAUAUCAGAAUGAAUAUUUUCUUAUUCCAGUUUUGAUUUUAUUUAUGUGUAAACAAUUAUUGUGACUUAACAAGUGCCUCAGUAACUGAUAUGCAGUUUUUAACCAAUGAGUUUGUGGACACCUGGUCAGCACCGGAAGCACAUGUUGUAUUCACACACAUACAUGCACACACACACACACACACACACAGGCAUGCACACGCACGCACACAGGCAUGCACACACAUUAUCUACACUCGUGUCUUAAAAUCGUAGUAAAUGAAUGGCAUUCAUCACUAUCCUCCUCGAUCGGUUUGUCCAGUAGUGGCACCUAAAGGGAUGUUGUGACGGUGUCAUGACAAUACGUUUCGUUAUUAAUGUCUACACGCUCUAGAAGAUUUGGACAAAAACAUUGAUUCAUUGAAAGUCUACAUCAGAGCUUUAAUAGGUGAUUUCCUCCUAGAUUGAACUAUGAAUGAUUUAAUAACUGGUUGUACGUGCUGCUUGCACUGCAAACUGGCUGCUAUAUGGAUUCGCACAUUGCAAGUGAAGGUUAUGAUAUUGCACUUUCUACAAUGCCAAUGGUACCGAACUCUCCCUUUCAUGCAGUAAGAAGGGGACCCUCCUAACAAUAUAUCUUGGCCUACGCAACACGUCCCUCUUCAUUCUUAAACUCGUGAAAAUAUGCAGUUUGACCACACAAUCCAUUAUUAUAAAUUCAAGUACAUUUACAUGGAAAUUUGACAUUUUUAGCACUGAAAUCUGGCUUUAUGAUUCUAAGGAAAUGACUGUGUUUUAAAUUAGUACAAAAUGACUUCAGUUUGAUCUAUUCUUGCUACCGGUAGGUAAUGUAACUUUAUGAAGCUGAUACACUGACAGUCUGGUAUGUAGGUCUAUGUGGUACUGUAUUAGAGAGGCAAGCGGUGUCGAUGGAUUGCAUUAUUAUGCAGUUCUCUAUGAAGGAGCAUGCACUGUAACAGUAAGGUCUAACAGUAAGGUCUAACAGUAAGGUCACUGUAACAGUAAGAUCUAACAGUAAGGUCUAACAGUAAGGUCACUGUAACAGUAAGGUCUAACAGUAAGGUCUAACAGUAAGGUCACUGUAACAGUAAGGUCUAACAGUAAGGUCUAACAGUAAGGUCACUGUAACAGUAAGGUCUAACAGUAAGGUCACUGUAACAGUAAGAUCUAACAGUAAGGUCACUGUAACAGUAAGAUCUAACAGUAAGGUCACUGUAACAGUAAGGUCACUGUAACAGUAAGAUCUAACAGUAAGGUCACUGUAACAGUAAGGUCACUGUAACAGUAAGAUCUAACAGUAAGGUCACUGUAACAGUAAGGUCACUGUAACAGUAAGGUCACUGUAACAGUAAGGUCUAACAGUAAGGUCACUGUAACAGUAAGGUCACUGUAACAGUAAGGUCACUGUAACAGUAAGGUCUAACAGUAAGGUCACUGUAACAGUAAGGUCUAACAGUAAGGUCACUGUAACAGUAAGGUCACUGUAACAGUAAGGUCAUUUAUUUGAAUCAUCAGACUGUCCACUACAGUAGGCAGUAGAUAUACUGCUCCAAUCACCCCUGAAUGUCACAUACGUGUUAUUUAUCAACCUUGAUGAGCUCUUUGCCCCCCCCCUUAUCCAGUCUUACUUCUCAUCCUCUCUCUCUUCACUCCUCCACAUCAAUCAGUCUAAUCUUUUUUCCAUUUUUUUUUUCAUUCCCUGUCAUCCAUCGUGUCUCUCAUCAAGUCUCUUUGGCCACUGACUAAAGGUCCCCUCUGCUCCAAUCUGCAGAGCUCUCUGGCGUUAACGGCCUAGGCGUUCGAUUGAAACACCCUCGCUCUCACUGGGUUGAAAUUAGCGGUGUAAUUGGGUCGAGUCUCUACGGUACAAUAUCCCUUCUUAAGAGUCAUUAAGGUACACCGUGGGAAGAGGCUGUAGCUACUGGCAGAGUCACGUAAUGUCUGAGUCUGAGAACCUUUUACAUUUUUCUUUACCUGUUAGUCAUCCAUUUUCCUUCCUGAAAGCUACAGUAUAUGUACAGCUACAGUAUAUGUACAGCUACAGUAUAUGUACAGCUACAGUAUAUGUACAGCUACAGUAUAUAUACAGCUACAGUAUAUGUACAGCUACAGUAUAUGUACAGCUACAGUAUAUGUACAGCUACAGUAUAUGUACAGCUACAGUAUAUGUACAGCUACAGUAUAUGUACAGCUACAGUAUAUGUACAGCUACAGUAUAUGUACAGCUACAGUAUAUGUACAGCUACAGUAUAUGUACAGCUACAGUAUAUGUACAGCUACAGUAUAUGUACAGCUACAGUAUAUGUACAGCUACAAUAUAUGUACAGCUACAGUAUAUGUACAGCUACAAUAUAUGUACAGCUACAGUAUAUGUACAGCUACAAUGUAUGUACAGCUACAGUAUAUGUACAGCUACAGUAUAUGUACAGCUACAGUAUAUGUACAGCUACAGUAUAUGUACAGCUACAGUAUAUGUACAGCUACAGUAUAUGUACAGCUACAGUAUAUGUACAGCUACAGUGUAUGUACAGCUACAGUGUAUGUACAGCUACAAUAUAUGUACAGCUACAGUAUAUGUACAGCUACAGUAUAUGUACAGCUACAGUAUAUGUACAGCUACAGUAUAUGUACAGCUACAGUAUAUGUACAGCUACAGUAUAUGUACAGCUACAGUAUAUGUACAGCUACAGUAUAUGUACAGCUACAGUGUAUGUACAGCUACAGUAUAUGUACAGCUACAAUAUAUGUACAGCUACAGUAUAUGUACAGCGACAGUAUAUGUACAGCUACAGUGUAUGUACAGCUACAGUAUAUGUACAGCUACAGUAUAUGUACAGCUACAGUAUAUGUACAGCUACAGUAUAUGUACAGCUACAGUAUAUGUACAGCUACAAUAUAUGUACAGCUACAGUAUAUGUACAGCUACAGUAUAUGUACAGCUACAGUAUAUGUACAGCUACAAUGUAUGUACAGCUACAGUAUAUGUACAGCUACAGUAUAUGUACAGCUGCAGUAUAUGUACAGCUACAGUAUAUGUACAGCUGCAGUAUAUGUACAGCUGCAGUAUAUGUACAGCUACAGUAUAUGUACAGCUGCAGUAUAUGUACAGCUGCAGUAUAUGUACAGCUACAGUAUAUGUACAGCUGCAGUAUAUGUACAGCUGCAGUAUAUGUACAGCUGCAGUAUAUGUACAGCUGCAGUAUAUGUACAGCUACAGUAUAUGUACAGCUGCAGUAUAUGUACAGCUACAGUAUAUGUAGCUUUCAGUUGAUACAUUUAAUGGACCUAGCAGUGCCACACUUUAUCGUAGGGGUGAGAAAGACACUUCAACACCCCACACCAGUUAGUCCUUGACACUAAUUACACUUACACUUAGCGCCUGUCUGUGCCACUCGGGCACAGUUCUAAGCAAUAAAGAUUGAAUGAAUGUCUGGUCACGUCGUGUCCAUGUUUUGCACAUAGAAUAUACUGCUGAAGUGUAAGUUGAAGGAAGCAUUGUGGGCAGCAAUUCAACAGCUUGUCAUUGGUACACCAAGCAUGGAUAACAAUAAGGUAGCAAAUCCAUAUGGCCAGUUUUCAGCUCAUUUCUUUAACAAAUGAUGCCUUUUGUUAGUAUAGCCAGUUUUCACUCCCAAUAAUUAGUGGACCAAGCCAAAGCAUUGGUAUUAUCCUGGAGCAAUUUUUUACAGUAACAAACUCACCAGUCACUAUGGGACUCUAUUGGGAAGAUGGAGGAUCACAUCAGUUUCAUGUUAAAUAAAUAAGCCUAUUACAAUCCUAAGUUGUGAAGUUUUGUCGUUUGUCUUUGCAGCUUGAAUUCCUGGGGGACAGAGGGGUGUUGAGUUUGAGUUGCAACAGUACUUCACAGUCAACCGUCUUAAAACUUCACUGUUGCCCGUAGGUCUUUUCUGUGACCGAGCUAUGCUUGGUGAUAGAUAGCAUGGCUUAUCUAUAGACAACAUGGUCUCAUUAAAAUAUGUCAAAAUAGUGCCAUAAUAACCAUUAGUUAUACUGUAUGUCACAGAAACAAACAUAUGAUGUCUGCUGUGGGAAUAAGAGCGUUCAGAUGGGACAAAGUCUGUAUUGUUCAUUGACAUUUUGUUUUUCUUUUGUUCUAGAUGAGGACACUAUGUACCUACCACAAAGUUUACUUGUACCAAAAUUAAAAUGAAGACUACAAAUGAAGGUUUUUUUCCAAUUAUUUUGUGAAAUGUGUGAUAAAGAUGAUUUAUAUGCAACUUUUCUACAUUUGAUAAGAGUUUUGUAAAUAUAUGAAUACACAUAGCUCUAUAUAAUAUAUGUAUAAAGGGAGACAUGAUGUAGUAUUGCCUUGUAUAAAUCGCAGGGCUAUGAGGUUAAGGCUGAUGCACAAGUAUAGGCCUCAACUGUGGUGUGUACUGUUCUUCUAUGCACAAGAGUACGACAAGGUAUAUGUUAUUACUGUAAAACUAUUACUGUAAAACGACCACGAGGGUUUGUAUCUGCCUAAUUAGUUUAUACUGCAAAUAAAGCAAUUGUUUAACA